AUGGCCCUCAGGAAGCUCCUCCAGCAGAACCACAAUGCCAACUUCAUUGCCUUUGGCACUGGUGAGGAGCAGGCUGUGCCAAUGGACAGCAGGAGGCUCCAGCACCUGGCCAACACGGUGGGCACACUGCCACGUGGGCACAAGCAGCUUGCCUUAGCCAGAUCCAGCUCCAUGGAUGACUCCUCCAGGCCACAAAGACACCUGGUUGCUAUCUUAAAAGAAGACAAGGAGCUGUUUGGGUUCGAAAUCCAGACCAUUAGACUUCCACACCAAAAUGCUUGCUCCCUGGAGGUGUUCACUUGUGUCUGCAAAAUCCAAGAAGAAAGUCCUGCCCAUCUUUCUGGCCUUCAGCCUGGUGACAUCCUCUCCAGCAUCAACGGUGUGAACACUGAUGGCUUCAGCCACAAGCAAAUAGUAGACUUGAUAAAGUCUUCAGGGAACUAUUUAAGGCUAGAGACUGUCAAUGGGGCCAUGUUCCUGCAGAAAAUGGAGCUGGAGACCAAGCUGCACCUCCUGAAGCAAAGCCUGCAGCAGAAGGUGGUGGAGCUGCACUCACUGCUGGUGCAGGAGCAGCGCUUACUGCACGGGGAGGUGAACGCCAACGCCGUGCUGGCAGGGCUGGGGCUGGAGGAGCCCAGCCCGCGCGGUGGCCGCAGCACGCCGGCACCACUCUGCCCGAGGGAGCUUCGCUUCUCCAGCGAGAGCAGCUCCCGCCUCAGCUCCAUGACCCUGGGUAGCGAGGACAGCUUCUGCCAGAGCGCAGCCUUCGAGGACUCGGCCGCCGAGAGCCUGAGCCGCCUGUCCAGCGUGGACGACGAUUGCUUCCUCCCCAGGGACGGGGACGGCGCUGCCAGGGGCUCGUCCCUGCGCAGGAUCCGCAGCGUCAGCCUGGCCAGCAGCGGCUCCAUGUCCCCGCUCUGGGAGGCCGGCAGCGGCAGCAGCAGUUUCGGGACCCUCCCGCGCAAAAGCAGGAGAUCCAGCAUCCGAAAGCAGCUUCUGAAGUUCAUCCCAGGCCUUCAGAGGGCGGUGGAGGAGGAGGAGAGUCGGGUUUGA
This is a messenger RNA of Indicator indicator, 1053 nucleotides long. RefSeq names its product cytohesin 1 interacting protein (gene CYTIP). Gene Ontology annotation, molecular function: protein binding. Lineage: Eukaryota; Metazoa; Chordata; Aves; Piciformes; Indicatoridae. The record is from RefSeq and is a predicted model, not a curated record. The transcript is spliced from 8 exons. Gene Ontology annotation, cellular component: cell cortex. The coding region runs from base 1 to 1053 and encodes 350 amino acids. Gene Ontology annotation, biological process: regulation of cell adhesion.